GCAGCUCGGAUAACAACCGCGGUUCAAGGCUAUCAUCCUACAUCAAAACUAUUUGGGGAGUGUUGUUUGCAGCAAGAAGAUGCAGUGAUCGAGUAGGAACGCAAAGAGCGAUGGUCUUGAGAAAUACCCCUGGCGAGAAACUUGUGACGAAACUUGUGACGAGAUGGUACAGAAACGAAGCCAAAUUCACAGUCCAGCCAUUAGUGUAUUCAAGGUUUGAUAAUGACCUUGUCCUUUCGUCCAUUCCUGUUUCACGCUCCUAUGUCCACAGCAACAUGGCCGGCUUCGUCAGUCUUCUAAAAGUCUGCAAGAGCGGGAACCCACAACUCGCCAUUGUCUGUGCAUCUUCAAGCUCCGUCUACGUCUUGAACUCCAAAGUUCCCUUUUCUGAAUCGGACCGAACAGAUCUGCCGAUGAGCUUCUAUGCCGCCACCAAGAAAGCUGGUUAGGCAAUCGCCCAACCCAUCGUCUCAACUCUCAUAUCCCUCACGGCCUCACCUGGACUUUAUUCUAAGGCCCAUUAGGUUCCUCUUGCGUAGUUUCUAACUUCCUAUUUUUUUAAUGUUAUUGACUACAUUACAACACAUUAUACGGAGUAAUUUUAUCUCAGAUUUUAUAUAGCCUUCUACUCUCAUGUAUCACCUCUUGACAGGUAACUCCUAAAGAUGAUCUUAGGCUCAAUCUCCGCCUAAAAUAUACUAAGAAAUCUCCACAUGGUGCAGUAUUUGUUAAACAAAACCUCCUAAUGGUUCUUGACGGGCUAGCAGCUCGGAUAACAACCGCGGUUCAAGGCUAUCAUCCUACAUCAAAACUAUUUGGGGAGUGUUUUUUGCAG
This is a messenger RNA of Cuscuta campestris, 835 nucleotides long. The record is from the annotation of a GenBank genome assembly. Lineage: Eukaryota; Viridiplantae; Streptophyta; Magnoliopsida; Solanales; Convolvulaceae.